Molecule: messenger RNA, 2466 nt
Organism: Nannospalax galili (Upper Galilee mountains blind mole rat)
Lineage: Eukaryota; Metazoa; Chordata; Mammalia; Rodentia; Spalacidae
Gene: Klhl38
Product: kelch like family member 38
Exons: 4
Coding region: 78-1910 (610 amino acids)
Molecular function (GO): protein binding
Source: RefSeq, a predicted model, not a curated record
AGUGCCUUCAGCAUAAACAAAUCCAGAAAUCUCCCAGGACAAAUCAUUUGCCAACUAAAGGAAAAGGCCUGGGGUUUAUGUUUUCACUCGGAGCUCGAGGUGGAAACUUUCUGGGGGAACAAGACAGACCCAGCAUCAGUGGAUGUCACUACAUUAAAACAAGGAUGGAUGAGGAGUUACCAGAUGGGGUUCUCUUCAAAGAUCACAACUUCUCCUCUGACUUGUUGAGACAACUCAAUAGCUUAAGACAAAGCAGGAUCCUGACUGACGUGAGCAUCUGUUGUGGUAACUGGGAAGUCCCCUGCCAUCGCAAUGUACUGGCCUCCAGCAGCCCCUACUUCAAGGCCAUGUUCUGCAGCCACUUCCGUGAGAGCAGAGAGGCCAGAGUGCACCUAAAAGGCAUUGACGCCCCAACUCUGGAGCAGGUUGUCACAUAUGUGUACACUGGAGAGGUACACAUCUCAGCCACCACCGUCCUCCUACUGAUGGAAGCAGCUGCCAUGCUGCAAUACCCUAGGUUGUUUGAGGCCUGCUCCUCAUACCUGCAGAGCCAGCUGGCCCCCAGCAACUGCCUGGGCCUGGUCAGACUUGCAGAGAUCUUAAGCUGUGAGAGCCUUAAGAAGAAAGCCAGGGAGGUGGCCUUGGCAUACUUCCCAGAGGUAGCAGUAUCAGCUGACCUCAAGGAACUCUGUGCCAUGGAAUUGAGAGACUACCUGGGAGAUGAUGGGCUCUGUGGGGAGGAGGAGAAGGUGUUUGAGGCCCUCAUGUCUUGGGUCAAGCAUGACCUCCAGGCCAGGUGGCAGUACAUGCAGGAACUGCUGCAGCAAGUCCGCCUGCAAUACAUCCAUCCAGCCUUCUUCCACCACUUCAUCGCCAAUGAUGCCCUCCUCCAGUCCUCUCCUGCAUGCCAGGCCAUCCUGGAGAUGGCCAGGAAGGAGAUGUUCUCCUUGUACAGCCCCGGUGCCCAGGACUGCAAACCCCUGUGGCAUGUCCCCCCAAGGAACUCCUAUCAAGAUUUCCUCCUCCUCCUUGGGGGGAGGAAGGACAACCAGCAGACCACCAGGGACGUCCUACUUUACAGCGCACAGACUGGCCAGUGGCAGAGCCUGGCCAAACUCCCUGAGAGGCUGUAUAAGGCCUCAGCUGUCACUUUGCACCGCAGUGUCUAUGUGCUCGGAGGCAUGGCAGUUAGUGAGGGGAAGAGUCUUGUCAGUCAUAAUGUCUAUAUCUUCUCCCUGAAACUUAACCAGUGGAGGCUGGGGGAGCCCAUGCUGGCAGCCCGCUACUCCCACAGAAGCACUGCAUACAAGAACUUCAUCUUUUCCAUUGGGGGCACUGGAGAAAGACAGGAGUUCCUGGCCUCCAUGGAGAGGUAUGACAGCAUCCGUGAUGUCUGGGAGAGCACAGCUAGCAUGCCAGUGGCCGUGCUCCACCCUGCUGUCGCAGUGAAGGACCAAAGGCUCUAUCUUUUCGGGGGUGAGGACAUCAUGCAGAACCCUGUGCGUCUUAUCCAGGUUUAUCACAUUUCCAGAAACACAUGGUUCAAAAUGGAGACAAGGAUGAUCAAGAAUGUGUGUGCCCCUGCGGUGGUGCUAGGGGAACGGAUUGUCAUUGUGGGAGGUUACACAAGGAGGAUUCUUGCUUAUGAUCCUCAGUCCAACAAAUUUGUUAAAUGUGCAGACAUGAAAGACCGGAGGAUGCACCACGGGGCUGCAGUGAUGGGAAACAAGCUGUAUGUGACAGGUGGACGGCGGCUGACCACAGACUGCAACAUUGAGGACUCAGCCUCCUUUGACUGUUAUGACCCUGAGACGGACACCUGGACAUCCCAGGGAGAGCUGCCUCACAAACUCUUUGACCAUGCCUGCCUGACUCUCCAGUGUAUACCCCAUAGAGCCCACCUCUUGUGAGGGUCACAAGGAGCCUGUGUCAGUCAAAAUAUAUCUGUUGCAAGAGACCUUGAUCAAACUCCAAAGACCUUAGACCUAAGAACUCCACAGGACUGAAGGUCAAAACUACCACUCUCCACAAAUUAAUCUUCUAAAAAAAUUACUGGUGGGGCCUUUUCAAACUCCAUCCCUACCUCUUGAAGUAGUCACUGCUGCCAAGAAUUGUGCUAUUAUAACUGGGUAGGCCUAGAUCACAUCCCUCCAAGUGUAAGUAGGUUUAACUAUGGUGAUUGAAAACCCAAACUGCAUUGAACAGGACAGAAGAGGUUCCUCAGAGGAAGAAGGAAUUCUGGACACACAUACACACACCUGCUCACAUCACCUUGGCACCUGGAAUGAGAGGGCUGAGAGGGCCACGAGAGCCCCUGCAAUCACUCAGGCCAGGUGGCAGCAUGAGAAACUGGCCACAAUGGUGUUUCCCUUCCUUCUAUGCAUGUGGUAUGUUAAAAUUCCAGUGAAGUAUGUGUAGUUCAGUAUCUAGAGUUUGCAAAAUUACCUCACACUGAAAAACAUAAUA